Molecule: messenger RNA, 585 nt
Organism: Pochonia chlamydosporia 170
Lineage: Eukaryota; Fungi; Ascomycota; Sordariomycetes; Hypocreales; Clavicipitaceae
Exons: 1
Coding region: 1-585 (194 amino acids)
Source: RefSeq, a predicted model, not a curated record
AUGCCAUCCACCAUCAAUCCCCAAAUCUCUGACAUAAUCAACACCCUCGAGGCAGCUGCAAACCAGUACGAAAUUGUCAAGGAUGAUGCAAGUCUCCCAAAGGCUUUCCAUGGGUCGGGCCAAGGGCUGCACCUCGUCAAUGAAGCUCUUCAAACUGCCCAAAGGCAAAUAGGCAGGCGCGACCUUGCUGGAAACUCAAUGCAGGAGUGCGCCAGCAAAGCGAAGUUAGUCAAGAGCAUAUUUGAACGCGUCGCUCAACCACUAGCAGAGAUUUCCCGGUUUGAGCUAUACAAGGCGGCUGUGAAAGAAGUGGGAGAAGGACGCAUGGUAGAGGACUUGGUGAAGGGCAUAAUGAAUAAUGUGUGUGUCUUGGCCGAGAACGAGGCAAUCAAAGAAGCAAUGGAAGACCAUGUCGCGGGAAUUCGGGACGCGAUUGAGACGCUGUCACAAAUGGACCCGUCCGUGCCAAAAGAGGGGUCGGGCGACAGCUACAAUCACUGGGGGUCUGGCGACAUGCUCAACGCUCCUGGUGGCAAGGUGUUAAAGAACAUCUUCUCCGGAGAGAUCAAGUCUCUAAGCAUGUAA